ACGACCUUUGGGACGGCGUUACGAUCACAGAUUUAUCUGCCCAUUAACCUCGAGUAAUGCGUUGGACUGCUGCUCUUUGUGGCUUCAUUGCUACGACUUGGCCAACUGCGGUAGAGUCCAAGGUGAAGGGCCACUGCACCGCCAUCCUUGUGGGGGCCAAGGCGUCCGCACAUGGCACGCCCAUGACAACCCACAGCAACGAUUGUCCGUCUUGCGACUUUCGCUUGGCCAAAAUACCUCCCCAAACUCAUCCGAUCGGUAGCCAGCGCGACGUAUACGUGUUUUCGCCGGAUUACCCUCGCUACGUGGGGACGACUAGAGGCCCAGCAUAUGAUCCUGCCUUGGUGGACCGGCGGUUCUUCAACUGGACCGACACAACGCCGAUAGCCCAAAUCCCCCAAGUACCGUCAACCUACGGUUACAUUGAAGGCGUUUACCCCAUCAUGAACGACCAUCGUGUGGCGAUGGGGGAAAGCACAUGCGCUGCGAAAUUCGUGUCCAAACCGGUCUCAGGGGGUGGCCGCGCGCGUCUGGACAUUGUCGAGUUGGGGCAUUUGGCGUUAGAACGAACGACUUGUGCCCGUGACGCCAUCGCUCUGAUGGGGGGGAUGGCAGAAACGUAUGGAUACUACGGGUCUUUCUGGGAGACGCCCAGUGCAUUUGAGAACGCAGGGGAAGCGCUAACUAUAACCGAUCCGACCGAAGCGUGGAUGCUGCACAUGCUCCCAGACGACACUGGAGAGUCCGCCAUUUGGGUGGCCCAGCGGGUACAUGACAACCACGUCGCCGCCGUGGCCAACCGAUUUGUGAUCCGAGAAAUCAACUUCACCGACACGGACCACUUCAUGGCGUCGGCCAAUGUACUGGACAUCGCCAAGCGUCAUGGAUUCUGGGACGGCGUGGCCCCCUUUGACUUUACCGACGCGUACGCGGGCCCGCCGGACGUGACGCUCUCUUCCUCCCUCCGCGUGGGCCGAGUGUUGAGUCUGGCCAACAAAAAUGUCAACGUGGACACGUUUGCGGACACCACUCCGUUUUUUUCGGCCAAAGUGGACACGUUACUAACUGUCCAAGACGUUAUGGGAUUCCAGCGCGAUCACUACGAAGGCACAAAGUUUGAUUUGACAAAGGGACCUGCGUCCGGCCCCUAUGGCGACCCCAAUCGAUAUGAAAUCGCCGACGCUGACGUGGGGACUGGACACUUCGAACGAGCCAUUGGCAUAUACGAAGCCACGUAUACGUUUGUGUCAGUGCUGGAUGCAACGAAUAGACACAACGACCACAUUUGGUUUGGACCGUACUCGCCCGACUCGACGAUUUACACCCCGGUAUAUGCCUUGGCCACGGCCAUUCCGGCGACCUUGCGGCACGGUUCGUUGCGUGAGUUUGAUAUGCACUCUGCCUUUUGGAUCAACGCCCUUAUUGGCAAUUAUGCAUCGAAAUGGUAUGCCUUUGCGCACCCGGUGGUGUCAGCCUGCCAGAUUCAGACCGAGACCCACGCGCUCGAACUGCAAAAUACCAUCCACGCCAAGGCGAAUGAAAUUGCACAAACUGAAAACCCUGCGUUACUGGGCGAGUUCUUGACCAACGCCACCGACACAUUUGCACAAACAACGCAUCUUGCGUCGAUGGCUUUGUUUACGGCGCUCGUGACGACGUUUCAUGACGGCGUAAUCAUGUCCAACUUAACCGACGAGCACCUGGUGGCCACGUCCAUGUCCAUGCCUCGGUGGUGGCUGGAGCUCGUGGGCUUCUACCCGCCGACCACUGUCGGACUUUCAGCUCAAAACUGUGCUCCUUUGGCAUUUCAAGGGGCAGUGAUAGCCAUGUGCGCCGGGCUCGUGGGGUUUUUACUGGGUCGGCAAUCACACGUCCAGCGCAAGUAUCUACCGAUUAACUAAUAAUCCGACGGGUGAUGGUGGCACGAAAAACUGUGCGCUGUAGAUCAAGCUCACAUACUGUAGCUUGUCGUUAUUGAGCACAGCCAGUCUGUCAUAAGACCUAAUUAACGUUACAGUAUAUCUUGAAGGGCG
This is a messenger RNA of Aphanomyces astaci, 2033 nucleotides long. RefSeq lists its product as hypothetical. Gene Ontology annotation, molecular function: cysteine-type exopeptidase activity; dipeptidase activity. Bases 57 to 1901 code for a protein of 614 amino acids. Lineage: Eukaryota; Oomycota; Saprolegniomycetes; Saprolegniales; Verrucalvaceae. The transcript is spliced from 6 exons. The record is from RefSeq and is a predicted model, not a curated record. Gene Ontology annotation, biological process: proteolysis.